AUGGCGUCCAAUCCAUCUCCCGGUAAUGGCGUCUAUCCGAACGGUCCCAGCAUGCGCCAGCCAAGUCUGUCAUGGAUGUAUAGACUCGAAUGCGACAUAUCGAAGGAAGAGUUAGAUCUGGGAGCGGCGCACGAUGCUGGCACAAUUCGCAAGAUCUCGAAUAUUGAGAGAGGAACCCUCAAGGGCCUGGACAUCGAAGCAACCCUCUUACCACUAGGUGGCGCAGACUGGCUGACGGUCAUUAAAGGAACCCAUUCCAUGACAUUGGAUGCGCGAUAUACUGCCCGCACCACAGAUGGACAUUACAUCUACUUCCGCGCACACGGUCUCUAUCGUCCUGGUCCGGGCACAGACUAUGCAAUGGCAGUUGAGCAUGAUUGGGAACAGCCGCCCAAGGCAGUGGUGACUCAAGAUGAUGUGGAGUUCUUCUCUCAUCUGCGUUUAGAGGCGGGACCUGGCCCGUAUAACUGGGUGAAUGGGUUGAUUUGCGUGGGAGUCAUGGUCUGCGAACGUGAAAAGAUUUGGAUUGAUGCGUAUCGUCUGACUAAUUUUCCGGACCGGAAGCCGGAGAGUGUUGUUGCCAAAUCUUGA
Molecule: messenger RNA, 591 nt
Organism: Penicillium diatomitis
Lineage: Eukaryota; Fungi; Ascomycota; Eurotiomycetes; Eurotiales; Aspergillaceae
Product: DUF3237 domain-containing protein
Exons: 2
Coding region: 1-591 (196 amino acids)
Source: RefSeq, a predicted model, not a curated record